Linum trigynum is the source of this 2580-nucleotide messenger RNA. Lineage: Eukaryota; Viridiplantae; Streptophyta; Magnoliopsida; Malpighiales; Linaceae. The record is from the annotation of a GenBank genome assembly.
AUAUUUUUUUAGUUCUAGUUUUUCUGCGAACUUGUGGCUAUACCCACAAAACCAUUACUAAUAUAUGUAUUAGUAACGUAGUGGUUUUUUCACACUGAAAGAUCUAUUAUAAAGAAUGGAGAGAUAUUUAACAAAUUUUAAUUAAUUUAUUAAAUUUAAUUUCUUGGCAUACUAAACAAGCCCCUCAUUACUCCUCAUUGUUAGAUUUAAAAUAUGUAUUGAAUAGUAAUAAGAAUUAUAGUAUGACGCUAACUCUUUUAAAAUUAGCACUCUAACUCAUCCCAUGAUUACCGCUUAAUCAGUUAGUUUAAAAUGCGUCGGUCAUUCAAUGACAACAAAACAUAAGUGGGGCGAUAGCUGAAAGAUUAAAGUUUUCUUGGAGGAAGGACAUAGAAUUGAUGAGCUGUACAUAAACUGCCAUAGCUAUAAUAAUGAACUAUGAAGAUGUCGAGCACAAGCAUGGACUUCAAACAUCUUUUGAACCUUGAUUUAGAGGUUAUCAAUUCACAUGUAUAUAGGGAGUCGAAUUCUGCCGCCGAUUACCUUAAUAAUAUGUGUUUUUUGCUGCCAUUUUUUCUACACAUUUCUUCGAUGUGUGCGACCCAUGACUUAGACUUAGAUACUGACUCUACUAAUAAUAUAAUGAUUAUUUUCCGAGAACAAAAUUUAUCAUAUAUGAAUUACUGCUCUAAAAGGUGGGUUCUUCUCUCCGUUUGUUUCUGUUCGGCGAAUUGGUUUUUGGUUGUGUAGGGUUUGUUUUCGUGGCAGCAUGGGUUUCGCGAGGGUUUAUUGGCGUUUGGUAGCGUGAAGGUUUAUUGGAGUUUGGCUCGUGGGUUUUAUUAUCACUUUUGGCUGAGUGGGUUUUUGGUUAUCACAUCGUGGUUUGUUAAGGUUUGGCUGUUGGAUUUUCUUGCUAGCUCUGUGUCUGUCGCUAGCUGGAUUUUGUCGCUAGCUGUCCGUCUGCUGCUCACUUUUUUAGGCUAUUGCUUGCUUCCCGCGGUGGGUUUUUGCUCUUCGUCUGUGUGUACGAUGGAUUCCUCUCGGGCAGAUUUGACAUCGAUCUGGUUUGAUGGCACUAACUUUGCCAUAUGGGAAUUUCAGUUUCGGAAUUUUGUAGCUUGACUUCUUCCCAUAUUGACUGGUGAGCUCAAGGAGCCGACGACUGGUGCAGCGGCGAAGGAUGUUGAGGAUUGGAUGGCGGCCAAUGCCCAACUCAUCACAUGGUUGGUUGGUUCUAUUGACAUUUCCACCGCUCUUAGUUUACGUCGGUUCACCAAGACACAUGAUAUGUGGACGCACAUAUGUCGUACCUAUGCUCAGAAUAGUGCGUCUCGGCAAUUUGAUUUGGAGACUGCGGUUACUAUCAGGCUUGUCUCCAUCUCUGGACUGGGUAUGAUCUAUUGAUUGCGUCUUUGGUUCCCGAUGCCGCUUCUGAGGCAGUUAUUGCGCAGCGUGCUCGUACACGUGUUCUUAAGUUUUUGGCUAAAAUCCAGUCUAAAUAUGAGCACAUUCGUGCCUUGUUGAUUCAUCGGGGUGUUACCAAUAUUGAUGAUGUAGUGGCUGAGCUCAUGCGGAAGGAGACGCGGCUUAAAAGCCAGUCCCAAAUCGAUCAUCCGACCUCUCUCUCGGAAUCGGCUUUUGUUGUUGGCCAACCAGCAGCAACAUCUCGUCCUCAAUUCGUCCAUCCCAGCUCGGGUGAGGUCAUCUGUCAUUUUUGUCGCGAUUCUGGGCAUGUUCAGAUUCACUGCAAGAAGAUGAAUUUUUGUAACUAUUGUAAGAGGACGGGGCACAUUGUUUUGGCUUGCCCAACAUUGAGCAAGAAAGGUCGUCUACGUCCUGCUCAUUCUGGCCAUUCCUGGUCGCAUGGGGCUGCCUACCUGGUCACUCUAAGCUCGCAUAAUGUCAGGGAUACUGCUAGGUUGAGAGCUGAGGCCUCAUCUCAGCCAAUCUGAUUCAACGUAUGGUUCAAGAGGCGCUCCAGGCUGCUCUUUCCUCCGUCUUUGCCACGAAUCCUGCGUCUGGCAAGUUUUUACGGCUUUUAGACUCCGCUAUGUUUAACUACAUGACUCCUGAUCGCAAUGUCUUUCAAGAUUUACGUUAUGUUACAUCUACACGUUUGCAAGUUGCCUAUGGUGAGAAAAUAUCAAUUUCUUGAUAGGGUUCUGCCCACAUGACCUCAACCACUCUUCCUGACACUUUAUAUGCCCUAAACAUCAUCCCAAUCUGAUCUUGGUGGGAUAGCUAACCGAUGAAGGCUAUAGUGUCAAAUUUGACUAUACUGGUUGUGUUGUACAGGAGCAGAUGUCGGGGAAGGUGAUCGGGAGAGGCAGUUAGCAUGGUCGGCCGUUUGUACUUGAUGACUUUUGUGGGCAGGACAUGAACGCUAUAUCGGACGGCAGGAAGAGUGAAGGCAGUCGGGCUUCUCUUGGUGGGAAUGGGGAUGGGUGUCAUGGGCGUUUAUGUAAGGGUGAUGACAUUUUGUCUGCAUCUGGAAAUUUAUGGGAUUUGCGGCACAGUCGGGUUGGUCAUCCUCAUUCUAAGAGGUUGAAGGUUAUGUUUAAACAAAAUUUGUUGCCAGAU